This is a messenger RNA of Pestalotiopsis fici W106-1, 1149 nucleotides long. RefSeq lists its product as uncharacterized. The transcript is spliced from 3 exons. NCBI's taxonomy places the organism in Eukaryota, Fungi, Ascomycota, Sordariomycetes, Amphisphaeriales, Sporocadaceae. The coding region runs from base 1 to 1149 and encodes 382 amino acids. Gene Ontology annotation, molecular function: 2-oxoglutarate-dependent dioxygenase activity. The record is from RefSeq and is a predicted model, not a curated record. Gene Ontology annotation, cellular component: cytoplasm.
AUGGCUCCUUCAACGAUCGGAACUACGACACAAGUCAUUGAUCAGAUCAAGGAGAAGUUCACAUCGGAUUCUGGUCAUAUAUCCCCGGGAACCGCGAGCUCGAAUUCCGUGCUCAACACAAGCCACAGCGAUCCAUUGAAGCCGACUGGUAUACUUGACCAAUAUGAUCACUUUGAUGUGACGCCGGUCAUUGGCCGCGAAUUCGUUGGCGUUGAUCUGGCCGAGUGGCUACGAGCUCCCAACUCGGAUGAUCUUAUACGCGAGCUCGCAAUUACAAUUUCUCGUCGGGGGGUUGUCUUCUUUCGCAAGCAAGACAACAUUACCAAUGAUCUGCAGAAAGAACUGGUGCAAAGACUGGGUCAGGUCACGGGCAAGCCCGGGACAUCUACCCUACAUAUUCACCCCUCUGUUAAUCCUUCUGUCGAAUUUGGGGGUGAUGAUAACGAGAUCAGCGUCAUUUCAUCCCAGCAGACCAAGAAGAUAUACGGCAAAUAUUUGCAAAAGACGCAGAGUCAGCGGAAACAGUGGCACUCCGAUAUUACAUUCGAGCCUGUCCCAAGUGACUAUACUUUGCUCCGAAUGACCAAGCUACCUAAAACCGGAGGGGACACACUUUGGGCCUCAGGGUACGAGGUGUACGAUCGUAUCUCCAGGCCGCUUCAGGGCUUCCUAGAGACUCUCACGGCUCACUAUGCUCAACCUGGCUUUAAUGAAGCUGCAGAGAAGCACGGGUUCAAGAUCUUCUCAGGACCUCGUGGUGCUCCUGAGAAUGUAGGCGACGUGCUCGAGGCGACUCAUCCCGUCAUCCGCACAAAUCCUAUCACUGGAUGGAAGAGCGUUUUCGCCGUCGGUAUACACGUUCAGAGGAUCAACGGUCUCACAGACGAAGAGUCCCGCCAUUUUCUCGACUGGUUUGUUCAGCUGAUCGUCGAGAAUCACGACCUGCAGGUUCGCAACCGCUGGCAGAACGUCAACGAUCUCGCCAUCUGGGACAACCGCAGCGUAUAUCACGCGGCCACGCCCGAUUAUGUACACGAGGAAGGACUUGGGGAGAGAACUGGCUCGAGGGCAGUCAGUAUUGGAGAGAGACCAUACUUUGAUCCAUCAAGUUUGAGUCGACGUGAAGGACUUGCACAGGAAUUCAACUAG